AUGAUUAUUAAGAGAAAACCCAAAGUCGGCUCAGGCCAACCAGACGAGGUCCAAGAUGACAAGAAACAAAGCCACACGAGCCUUGACUUGGAGGCCUACUGAACAUGCGGAAUGGCAGCUCAGCCACAUGAUUGAGAAAUGAUGAAUCAGAACAUUCUGAUCAAAGGCUGCAAGUCAUAAAACAGUUUUUUCCCACAGCAAUGUUAGAGAGAUUAACUUUAGUAUAACUUAGGAGGUUUAGAGUCACUCUAGAUGCUCUCCAUCAAGUGCUGCUCUGCAUCUUGUGAGUGUUGAUAAGCUGGUAGUUAUGGCAAAAUUGGGGUUACAUCCUGCAGUCUUCACCAACACGGUUCCAGCAAUCUCAGCAUGAGUAUCUUCGAGACUUGAAGAUCCGUGAAGAGUUGAUCACUCACAAGUAAAUAAGUUUGAACCUUCAGUUUCUGUUCGACAAAAUACGAGUUUACAUCAGAGGAUGCUUUUAGUAGUCGCUCAUACAACCUGCACACUUCUUGGGUAGUGAGUUAAUUCGGAAUCAACCUCAGUCAGAAGAUACGCCUGCAAAGCUUUGGAUAUCUCCAAGUUGACUUAGGCUCCUGAUAUUAUUUAGCUAGACUACAUCUCAUUUGGGUUGGUUACAUUCGGCUGGAGUACCAAGACAAACUUAGCAUUAGUUCGUGUUAGAACCGAACUCUUUAGAUUAGGACCUCAGCCUCAGAACAAUUGCCUUGGCAUCCAUGGAAGUCUAAGGGAGUGUGUCUUCUGGUGUUCAUUCAAAUAGAUUAUUCUGACUGGCAGCUUGCAUGGAAACUUCUGAGUGGUUUCAUAGUUGCCAUUAAGUUUCCUUUUAAUAAUGUUCACCAUUGCAACUGUUUACUAGAUUAAGCCAGAAUAGUUUAAAAUGACUGCUAAUUUUAAUUUGUAGAGGCCACAGGGAUGACCCCACUUAGCAAAUUGCGUCAUGUUGCAAUAAUUCAGCUGUUAGCUUUGUUUUGAAGUUAUAUAAAAUUUGCAUUCAUAACCAAUAAACUUAACUUGAAAUUUCCAAUGAUACUCUGGAUAGUUUGAGAAAUCAGCAGCAGACAGUCGCUAGUAUAGACACUGACUUCUUAGCUGGGCUGCAUGCAUGGCUUAUGUUCAUUAUAUUCCGUAAGAGCAAGCUUACACUCUAAAUUUAAUGUAAUUCAGCAGAAAUAGUAACUUUGGGAGUUAAGCUUCUGAGAACACAGAUAAUCUCAGUUAAGUUCCUUAGACUAGAAACUCCUCAUAUUCAGCAGAGAGCUCGUCCCAGCCUUUAUAACGCCUCAUAAACAUUAUGGGAUCUUAGUUUGAGACUCCUGUUAAAUUUAAAGUUUUUAAUUACAAAGUGAAUUCACCAUAACUGGGAUUCAGGAUCAUCACUUUGAUGCCUUGUGUAAAAUAGGAGAACUCUGCAAAUAUGGAGAACUGCUGAUGUUGACGUAUAAACUGCAAUGUCUAAGUGGCUUCUCCUGAAGACCAGCCUCAACGAAAUAUUAUAUUUUUCAGGCCAAAAAUAUCAAAGAUUUUUCAUAAUUGUAGAAAUUUUAAGAAUUUUAGGCUCCCCAUUCUUAGAUAUAUGGAGCUUGAGGAUUUAUCCAUAAUUUUAGUUUUGCAAUUGACGGCAAGAGCUAGCUCCAUAGGCGCCAGAUAGCUUCAUAAAAUAUUAGUAGGCCCUUUAACUUAGCCAGAUUUUAUAAGCCUCAUUUUGUGUGGAAAUAUUUUCUACCAUGUCUUAACUCUUACAUGCAAGGGGAGUUUCUUUCAACCUACUAAGUCACCAGGCUGCA
Moneuplotes crassus is the source of this 1805-nucleotide messenger RNA. NCBI's taxonomy places the organism in Eukaryota, Ciliophora, Spirotrichea, Euplotida, Euplotidae. The record is from the annotation of a GenBank genome assembly.